This is a messenger RNA of Tinamus guttatus (white-throated tinamou), 3443 nucleotides long. Lineage: Eukaryota; Metazoa; Chordata; Aves; Tinamiformes; Tinamidae. The record is from RefSeq and is a predicted model, not a curated record.
CUGAAGUGGUGGCGGAUGCACUCUGCCCUAGAUUUCAUGCAUCAAGCAGGCGGAGGGGAGGAGCUGGAACGCACCUCCCAAGAUACCCCAAAGCAGGCCACGAGUUCACCCACUCUUAGAAUGUAUAUAUGGACUAAAUAUCUCAAAAUGCACCAGCUAUUGGAGACGCUGAUAGAUUGGUGUGAUGAAAAGGAGCUUAAUUUGAUUUUAACAACUGGAGGAACAGGGUUUGCACCACGAGAUGUCACUCCAGAGAAAUUCCCAACAUUCCCAUUAUGUGGGCUCCAGAGAGGGGCCACUAAAGAAGUAAUAGAGAGAGAAGCCCCAGGGAUGGCCCUGGCAAUGUUGAUGGGAUCACUUAAUGUUACACCUCUGGGCAUGCUUUCUAGACCUGUAUGUGGAAUCAGAGGGAAAACUCUCAUAAUUAAUCUGCCAGGUAGCAAGAAAGGAUCACAGGAAUGCUUUCAGUUUAUACUGCCAGCCCUACCUCACGCCAUUGAUCUUUUGCGGGAUGCCAUUGUAAAAGUAAAGGAGGUGCAUGAUGAACUUGAAGAUCUACCUUCACCACCACCUCCUCUCUCUCCUCCUCCAACCACCAGCCCUCACAAGCAGACGGAGGACAAAGGAGUACAGUGUGAGGAAGAGGAGGAAGAGAAGAAGGAUAGUGGAGUUGCGUCAACAGAGGACAGCUCCUCUUCACAUAUAACUGCAGCAGCCAUUGCAGCUAAGAAGCAUCCAUCCUACACCAGUUCAGCUGUUAUCAUGGCAAAAGGUGAACAGCCCAUUCCUGGUCUCAUCAGUUAUUGCCAUCACGCAGCAGGCAGUGCAGAAGAACCGAUUCCAGAUUCCAUUAUCUCUCGUGGUGUUCAGGUGCUCCCACGUGAUACAGCCUCCCUCAGCACUACCCCUUCAGAAUCGCCUCGUGCCCAGGCCACUUCGCGUCUCUCCACUGCAUCCUGCCCAACACCAAAACAAAUUAGACGGCCGGAUGAAAGCAAAGGAGUUGCUAGUAGAGUUGGAUCCCUCAAACUCCAUCGAAAGCUGGAGGAGCUCAGAGAUCACCUAGAAGGCAAUGUCAAAGGAUGCUCUCUCCGAGUAAAUGCUCGGCUUCCUUCGUGUUCAUCCACCUAUAGUGUUUCUGAGGUCCAGUCCAGGUGCAGCAGCAAGGAGAAUAUCCUCAGAGCAAGUCACAGUGCUGUUGACAUUACCAAGGUAGCAAGAAGACACCGCAUGUCUCCCUUCCCUUUGACAUCUAUGGACAAGGCCUUCAUCACAGUUCUGGAGAUGACCCCGGUGCUUGGAACAGAAAUCAUCAAUUACAGAGAUGGAAUGGGCAGAGUCCUUGCUCAAGAUGUGUAUGCAAAAGAUAAUCUACCACCAUUUCCCGCAUCAGUAAAGGAUGGCUAUGCUGUCAGAGCUGCUGAUGGCCCAGGGGAUCGUUUCAUCAUAGGGGAAUCCCAGGCCGGUGAGCAGCCAACUCAGACUGUGAUGCCUGGUCAGGUAAUGCGAGUUACAACAGGUGCUCCAAUUCCAUGUGGUGCUGAUGCAGUGGUGCAAGUGGAGGAUACGGAACUUAUCAGGGAAUCAGAUGAUGGCACUGAAGAACUAGAGGUUCGAAUCCUGGUGCAGGCCCGACCAGGCCAAGAUAUCAGACCUAUAGGACAUGACAUUAAGAGAGGUGAAUGUGUGCUGGCUAAAGGAACCCACAUGGGUCCAUCGGAGAUUGGCCUCUUAGCAACUGUUGGCGUAACAGAAGUAGAAGUUAACAAGUUUCCAGUGGUCGCAGUCAUGUCAACAGGGAACGAGCUACUGAAUCCUGAAGAUGACCUCUUACCAGGAAAGAUUCGAGACAGUAACCGUUCAACUCUCCUAGCUACAAUCCAAGAACACGGCUAUCCAACAAUCAACUUGGGAAUUGUGGGAGAUAAGAAGCCAGAUGUUUUUAAAGAAGAAGGGACACAGAGCUUCCAGAACACUGCGGAGACAGGCCUACCAGAUUGCCCGGAUGAUUUACUGAAUGCACUGAAUGAGGGUAUCAGCCGUGCCGACGUGAUCAUUACAUCAGGAGGUGUAUCUAUGGGAGAAAAGGAUUAUCUUAAACAGGUGCUGGACAUCGAUCUUCACGCACAGAUUCACUUUGGCAGAGUUUUUAUGAAACCAGGCCUGCCCACAACUUUUGCAACUCUGGAUAUUGAUGGUGUAAGAAAAAUAAUCUUCGCACUCCCGGGCAACCCUGUGUCCGCUGUUGUCACCUGCAAUCUCUUCGUCGUUCCUGCACUGAGGAAAAUGCAGGGUAUCCUGGAUCCUCGGCCCACCAUUAUCAAAGCCAGGUUAUCAUGUGAUGUAAAAUUGGACCCCCGCCCAGAAUACCAUCGGUGCAUACUGACUUGGCAUCACCAAGAACCACUACCUUGGGCACAGAGUACAGGGAAUCAGAUGAGUAGUCGUCUGAUGAGUAUGCGCAGUGCCAAUGGACUGUUGAUGCUACCUCCAAAGACAGAGCAGUAUGUGGAGCUUCACAAGGGGGAGGUGGUGGAUGUCAUGGUCAUUGGAAGGCUAUGAUGUCACCAGCAGGAGCGAAGCUUUGAUGCAUGUCCACAUAUCAUUGACUGUAUCCUGUAAUAUGCAACGGCACAGCUAGUUUUUCUGAUUUGGAUAAAAGUUGAUCAGUAUAGUCAACAUCUUGAACUAUAUUUCAAAUGGAAUUUAAAUAAUACCUUUUAAAAAAAAACUUUAAAAGCAAAUCUUAACAAAGAAAUUUAUUCUGAUUAUAUCAAAGCAACUUUUUCCUUUCCUUGCAAUUGCUUUGUGUGUUCAAUGCUAGUUCUAAUAGCGGUAGCUUUUAGUAGACAGCAGUAGGUGCCUGCAGAACUUGUGUUUUUUCUCAUCUUUAAGAUACAACUACUUAUGCUCUUAAAACAAGGCUGUCUGCUUAUUUAUACUAGCGUAGACAACACUUGGAUUUCCCUUAUUAGUAUGCUUCAUAACCGCUUCACAGAGAGCUUCUGCUUGUUCUUUAUCUUGUAUCUCGUGUUGAUGUGCACAGUGCCAAAAGCAGAGUGGCUGCCCUGGGAACCCCGUGAAGCCCCGAGGUUCUCCCACCUCGCUGCGCGUUCAGGGAUCUCUCUUGUCCCAGCAGCCACCCAGCUCAGUACUCUUGGGCAGUAACUGGAUACCUUUUAUUUCAACAAACAAACAAAAAAUUGCUUCCUUAAGUGCUGACAGCCUUUUUAACCAAUACAUUUAAAAAUGUACAGAAUUAAAAACUAAAAAAAAAAAAAUCAAAGACUGAUCUUGUACAGAUAUUAGUGUUACCAGCAUUCAUGUGGAAAUUAAAUGAGCAAAGAAUAAAACUAAUGUUAAACAACUCUGUACCAUAACAUUUUCUGUAAUGAUAUUGAAACUUAAAUGAAUAAAAAAAAUCCUCAAUCAUUAUUUAAAAA